Molecule: messenger RNA, 1101 nt
Organism: Nannospalax galili (Upper Galilee mountains blind mole rat)
Lineage: Eukaryota; Metazoa; Chordata; Mammalia; Rodentia; Spalacidae
Gene: Tbpl2
Product: TATA-box binding protein like 2
Exons: 7
Coding region: 1-1035 (344 amino acids)
Biological process (GO): DNA-templated transcription initiation
Molecular function (GO): DNA binding; RNA polymerase II general transcription initiation factor activity
Source: RefSeq, a predicted model, not a curated record
AUGGAAGAGGACGCGUACCUGGAGCUCUACCUGGACCGGUGCGCCGCCCAGGAUGACCUUGCUCCAGCUAUGUCUCACCUGUUCAGCCCUGUGGUACCUUACGAUGUGUACCUAUCUAAUCAAUCCAGUCCGGAGACUGUAUUCAAUUCCCAUCUUAGUGGCAUCAAAGAACUAUCCAAUGACUUUUCAUCUGUGGAUCUUAGCUUCCUACCAGAUGAACUUACUCAAGGAAAUAAAGACCAAAAUGUCACCAGAAACCAGCAUGAAAUCGAAGAAAAGUAUAAAACUCAAAAUCAGCAAAGUAAGUUGGCAUCACCUGGCAAACAGGACACUGAGCUGGGCUCAAAUGGCAGCAGUUUAUCAAAUUCUCAUUCACAUCUGUACCCUGAUGGUGCCGACUCUGAAGAUUCCUCUCCAGAGAAAACAAACUCAGACACCUUAUCUCUGUCAUCCAUAGCAUCUAUGACACCAAUGAACCCUGUUUCAGAAUGUUCUGGAAUUGUACCUCAACUACAGAACAUAGUUUCUACCGUAAAUCUGGCCUGUAAAUUGGAUCUGAAGAAAAUAGCUUUGCAAGCCAAAAAUGCAGAAUAUAACCCAAAGAGGUUUGCUGCCGUCAUAAUGCGAAUCCGAGAACCCAGGACAACUGCCCUCAUAUUUAGCUCUGGGAAAAUGGUCUGCACAGGUGCUAAAAGUGAAGAGCAGUCUCGACUCGCAGCGAGAAAGUAUGCUCGUGUGGUGCAGAAACUUGGGUUCCCUGCCAGAUUCCUCGAUUUUAAAAUUCAGAACAUGGUUGGAAGCUGCGAUGUGAAAUUUCCCAUCAGGCUGGAGGGUUUGGUGCUGACCCAUCGGCAGUUCAGUAGUUAUGAACCUGAACUGUUUCCUGGCCUUAUAUAUAGAAUGGUAAAACCACGAAUUGUGUUGCUUAUCUUUGUAUCUGGAAAAGUUGUGUUGACAGGUGCCAAAGAACGUUCUGAGAUCUAUGAAGCAUUUGAAAACAUAUAUCCUAUUCUAAAAGGUUUUAAAAAAGCCUGAGUAGAUCACUCAACUUCUGGAAUAGUGGUUUGGAUAUUCGUGUUAGCCCAGCAGAGAAAGAGCUGG